Molecule: messenger RNA, 2928 nt
Organism: Oldenlandia corymbosa var. corymbosa
Lineage: Eukaryota; Viridiplantae; Streptophyta; Magnoliopsida; Gentianales; Rubiaceae
Source: the annotation of a GenBank genome assembly
AUGGCAAUUUCUGACUGUUUUAUUGGUAAAGUUUAUAGUUCCUUCUCCAAUGAUGGCCUACAAUUCGCUGCACCAUUGUCUUCCUUAAGGGUUAAUGAAAUCGAAUUGGUGAAAGGUGUGUUGCAUAUUUGCCAAGGUUUUUCAAGUUUUUUGUUUUACUGGGACGAAAAUGGGCAGUGCUAUGGAGUCAAGAGUGGGAUUUAUGUCUCCCAUCUUACACAGACGAGUCUUCGCGGCAUUCUUGCUCAGUUUGUUCAUGCUGCCACUUGUUUAAAAUCUGUUGAAAUUAUUCUGAACAAGAUCGAGAAGGCUUCAGUAGCACCUCCGCCUACAUUGAGAGCAUUCACUUGCUCUGUUUCUGCCUGGCUUAGAAAAUUACGAGAUUUUGCUUUGCGAGAGGAGGAAAAGAUAAGCACCUCUGAUGACAAAACAGUUCCAACCCUUCUGGGAUUGUCUAAUUCCUUAUCAAGUCUAUGCUCCGGAGCUGAAUGUUUGAUGCAAAUUGUAAAUGAUUCUGUUCCAGGAAUCUAUUUUGAACUCAAUCAUUCUGUUGCAGCAGCAGAUAUUGCGACUCACAUUCUAAACCAGCUUUACAGGAAGCUCAAUGAAAUUUGUCUCUUGCAAGGGGGUGAGGAGGAUUCUUACAAGAUGCUACUCUACAUAUUCACGGGGACUAUAUUGCCUUAUAUUGAAGUUCUGGACUCCUGGCUUUUUGAAGGAACUCUAGAUGAUCCUGUUGGGGAGAUGUUCUUCUAUGCUAACAAAACAAUUGCAAUUGAUGAGACUGAUUUUUGGGAGAAAAGCUACCUGCUUCGCUCAAAAACAUAUGAAAAACUUGAUCGUCAUGCUUCUCCAUCUGAUGUUAUUCUAACUCUAAAGGAGAAAAAGGAUAUGACCAGAAGAGAGUCUAGUUCUUCCAGAGAAAUCGAGGGCAAGGAUGGUGAAUACCAUGUCUGUCCUUUGUUCAUCAAAGAAAUGGGCAAGGCGAUUGUGUCUGCUGGGAAAUCAUUACAACUUAUUAGACAUGCUCCUUUGAAAUCCUUUUUAGAGUCUCAUACUUAUAGACAUGAAAUUGGGAGAUGCGUAGCUGGAUUAACAUUAUCAGAGGCCUUUUGUGUAUCACUGGCAGCUCUUAUUGGUUGUGGUGACCACAUUGCUGACUACGUUUGGCAUGAUAAUUUGAUUUUUACUUCAUCUGAAUCUCAUGGUGGGAAGUGUAAAGAACAAGGCAAUGAUGUGAUCUUGCCAUCCAUUUCGUCAGAUAAGGUCUGGAAUAAGUUCUUGGCUGUUACGUUGCAGCAGAAAAGACGUGGUGAUCUUGGAUUCACGCAUAGAAAAACAUCUCCUUCUAAUUUGGACAAAGGAAAUGUAAUGUCUGAUGCAUUUUAUGACAUUCCCUGUGUUGAAGCAUUCUGUCCUGAGAAUCCCACUAUGACUGUUUGUCAGAAGCUCCUCCAAAAGGAGAAGGAUUCUUGGAGCGCAUUAAGUUUGUCUAGAAAUAUGCAUCUUCCACCUUUAGAUGAUGAGGAAUUAAGGAAUGCUGUAUUUGAUAGGACCGAAGGAUCUGGUUUGGGUGAGAGAAGCACUAAUUUCAGGUUUGGAUUUGGGUUUGACAAAUCUGAAUUUCAUCGUCAAAAAGAAGAAACCAAAAUGCUGGAGAUGUUAUUUCCUUUUCCAACUUUGCUUCCGUCUUUUCAGGAGGACCUUUGUAUAUCAGAGUUUCUGCCUUUUGAAAAAAAUAGUACCCUUUCAUCAAGAACUCUUAAUUGGAUACAAGGUGUAGAGCCAAAGAUCACUCCACUCCCUGUUGUUAUUAUGCAGGAAUGCCUUCUUACCUACAUAAAGAAGCAGGCUGAUUACAUAGGCAGGAAUAUAUUGACCAAGUUGCUACAUGAUUGGAGACUACUGGAUGAGCUAGGGGUAUUGCGUGCUAUAUAUUUGUUAGGUUCAGGGGAUUUAUUGCAGCACUUCUUGUUGGUGGUUUUUAAUAAGUUAGACAAAGGAGAAGCUUUGGAUGAUGAUUUCGAGUUGAACACUAUUUUGCAGGAAUCUGUCCGAAACUCUGCUGAUGGCUCGUUAUUAAGCUCACCGGAUUCGUUAGUUGUUUCAGUCAGUAAAUCUGUUGACAAAAGUGAGGAUGAACAAUAUGGUGCUGCUGUUCCUGCCUCAACUCCUCGCAGAAGUCGACUGCAGACUGCAGGAAUUGACGUCCUUCAGUCGCUGACAUUUACAUACAAGGUGUCAUGGCCACUUGAACUUUUAGCUAAUGCUGAGGCAUUAAAGAAGUAUAAUCAGGUGAUGGUUUUCCUGUUGAAGGUCAGGAGAGCAAAGUUUGUUCUUGAUAAGGCUCGAAGGUGGAUGUUGAAGGAUCGAAGCACUGCUACAACUACACGCAAACACCAUUGGUUGCUAGAACAGAAAUUACUGCAUUUUGUGGAUGCCUUUCAUCAGUACGUCAUGGACAGAGUGUAUCAUAGUGCAUGGCGUGAGCUAUGUGAAGGUGUGGCAGCGGCGAGAUCAUUGGAUGAAGUCAUUGAAGUGCAUGAAUCGUAUCUGUUGUCAAUUCAGAGACAGUGCUUUGUUGUUCCUGAUAAGCUGUGGGCGUUGAUUGCUAACCGGCUCAACAACAUCCUUGGACUAGCCCUGGACUUCUAUGCGGUCCAGCAGACUCUGAGCAGUGGAGGAGCUAUGUCUGCAGUUAAAGCAAGAUGCGAGAUGGAAAUAGAUCGGAUAGAAAAACAAUUUGACGACUGCAUAACUUUCCUUCUCAGAAUAUUAUCCUUCAAGCUGAAUGUGGGGCAGUUUCCGCAUUUAGCAGAUUUGGUUACCAGACUAAAUUAUAACUAUUUCUACAUGUCGGAUAGCGGAAGCUUGGUAACCAGUGCUGGCUCAGAAACCAUUUCUUCCAAGAUAGGGAAAACCUUCUAG